Molecule: messenger RNA, 4545 nt
Organism: Schistosoma mattheei
Lineage: Eukaryota; Metazoa; Platyhelminthes; Trematoda; Strigeidida; Schistosomatidae
Source: the annotation of a GenBank genome assembly
GGGAGACCGAGGCGUGUCAUUCAAAGCUGACGUUACUUUGAUUAGUCACGGACUGCAAUGGCACUGACUUCUGCUGCUGGACUUGUUUCUCUUUUGGACGACAAGGGUUCUGAUGUCAAAGCAUUUGCCCUAAAACGUCUCUAUGAUAUGGUUGACGAGUUUUGGGCUGAAAUCUCAGAAGCAGUAAUGAAAAUUGAAAUACUUCAUGAAGACUCUAAUUUUGAAUAUAACAAACUUGCUGCUUUGCUUGUGUCCAAAGUUUAUUAUCAUCUAGCUGUCUAUGAUGAUGCACUUCACUACGCUUUAUGUGCUGAAGAGCUUUUCGAUCUAAAUGCGAAUACCGAAUUUGUGGAAACCAUUAUUGCUAAAUGUAUUGAUAAGUAUACCGCUCUUCGAACUGCUCAAGAUCAGCUUGUGGAUUCGUCCGGUUCCGUUGUAACAGAAAAUUCAGACGACAGUACUUGGUCUGUUACUAGUCCAACAUACAAAAGACUGGAACACGUUGUCAACAAAAUGUUUGACCGUUGCUUUGAUCACAAACAGUAUAAACAAGCCCUGGGAAUAGCUAUUGAAACUCGAAGGUUGGACAUAUUUGAGAAGGCGAUAAUUUUGUCGGAUGAUCAAGAGGGCAUGCUUCGUUAUGCUUUUCGUGUUGUGCUCACUUUAAUCGACAGUGUACGCUUGAGAAACCGUCUUCUUAAAAUCUUAGUUUCUGUGUAUAUGAACCGAGCUCUUCCCUCAGAUGCUGUAAAUGUUUGUCAAUGCUUAGUACUAAUGGAUGACCCACAGGCCACAGCAGAUACUCUGGAACACUUGUUACUACAAUCACAAGAGGCAGCCGUAACAGCAUAUCAAAUAGGUUUUGAUUUGUAUGAAAAUGCAACCCAAAACUUUCUUCAACGUGUUUCAGCCUCUCUUGCCCGGAGCUCAAAGUUGAGUCAUGUAAUGAGCUUAAUUGAACGUGAUAAAAACGCUGCAAAAAGUUCAAAAACGCCGGAGGGUUCAGCUUGUACCACCGUUGAAACUACAGACGGCGAUAAAAAUAAAUCAGACAACAAGGAAGCAGAAGAAGCAGUGGAAACUGCAUUAGCUAGUGAAACAAACAAAGAGGCUGAGAUACCUGCAGAUGAACCGCUGUCAGAAUUAGAUAAAGAAAUUAAAAAUCGUCUUAUGCACUUGGUCAGUAUUUUAUCAGGAGAUAAAGUAAUUGAAUUGCACCUCCAAUUUUUGAUACGAAAUAACAAAGCUGACCUUCGACUACUUGAACGCAUACGUGAUGAGGUACGACAUUCGGUGACGCAUAAUGCUACAGUUAUUGCAAAUGGUAUUAUGCAUUGUGGAACAACAUCAGAUCAGUUUUUAAGGGAUCAUUUAAAUUGGUUAGGAAAAGCUGUAAAUUGGGCUAAAUUUACUGCUACUGCUACCCUUGGGGUUAUACACAAAGGUCAUGAAAAAGAGGCUUUACGUCUUAUGUCUGCCUAUUUGCCCAAAGAUGCAAGCGGUUCAUCCGGUUCUGUGUACACUGAAGGUGGUGGUUUGUUUGCUCUAGGUUUGAUUCAUGCUAAUCAUGGUGGAACGAUGACAGAAUAUUUGCUCAAUCAAUGCAAGGAGGCUACUGCAGAACCUGUCAGGCAUGGUGCAUGUUUAGGCCUUGGUUUAGCUGCUAUGGGGACCGGUAGAGAGGACGUGUAUGAUCAAAUUAAACUUAAUCUUUAUCAAGAUGAUGCAAUUACAGGUGAAGCGGCGGGUAUUGGUAUUGGUUUAGUCAUGUUAGGAACUGGGUCAACACGAGCUAUUGAAGAUCUACUUGGUUAUGCUAAAGAAACAGCACAUGAGAAGAUUAUACGUGGCGUUGCUUUAGGCAUUGCACUUGUCAUGUACGGUCGAGUUGAAGAAGCUGACGAACUUAUUGACAAUCUGAUUAUUGAUAAUGAUCCCAUUUUACGUUGGUCUGGUAUGGCAACAAUUGCAAUGGCUUACUGUGGGACUGGUAAUAAUCAGGCAGUGAAACGUUUACUCCACGCUGCAGUCAGUGACACCAAUGAUGACGUUCGACGAUGGGCUGUUACAGCUCUUGGUUUCGUUCUAUUCAAAAAUCCUGAGCAGGUCCCAUCACUGGUGUCCUUACUCGUUGAAUCCUACCAUCCUCAUUUGCGCUAUGGUGCUGCUAUGGCUGUAGGAAUAGCCUGCGCGGGAACAGCCCUUAAAGAAGCUGUUAGUUUAUUAGAAACUUUACAUGAAGGGACAGUGCCAUUUGUUCGUCAAGGUGCCUUAAUUGCUAAUGCAAUGGUAUUAAUUCAGCAGAAUGCGGUUACCUCCCCAAAGUCUGUAGAUUUCCGUCAGAAAUUGUUGAAAAUUAUUGGGGAUCGUCAUGAAGAUUUAUUGGCUAAAUUCGGUGCUAUCAUAGCAUGUGGCAUUUUAGAUGCUGGUGGAUGUAAUAUGACUAUUUCAUUGCAAACACGUACGGGCAAUGCAAAUAUGGCAGCGGCUGUCGGUCUUUUAAUCUUUCAGAAUUUCUGGUUUUGGCAUCCAUUAACCAAUUUUAUCAGCUUAGCAUUUACACCAACUGCAUUAAUAGCAUUGAAUAAAGAUUUGAAUAUGCCAAAGAUACAGUUUCGUUCAAAUGCUAAACCGUCGACCUUUGCUUAUCCUCAACCAUUGCGUUAGUUAAAUUCUGAUUAUUUAUUUAUUUCCUGUGUUAUAUUUACUAUUAUCUGUUAUUACAGAAAAAUGACAAUUCAACGAAGAAAACUUUUUCUUUUCGGCAAUUUCAUUUAAUUAGACUAUAUAUAGUUAUAUCCCGAUGAGAAUAAUAAAUGGUAACUUUCGGGAUAUACAAUAAUCCAAUGGCUAAUGAAAAAUAUCAGUGUGAAGAUAAUUGUGCAGUUAAAUAAAAUAAUUGAAAGUUAUAAUAACGGCUAAUGAGUAGUUGUGAAAAAUAUUUAAAAAUGAGUAAAGAAGACGAUAAGUUAUGGAAGGGAGAAAGAAAGGUUAAGACCAUGGUAGAAAAAGGUAUUGAACACGUUGUUUUUGUACAUAAAAAGUUAGGGUUGGAUUUGUGGAUAACUAUAACCUCUGCUGUACAUACCUCUUUCAUUUUUAUUCCUGUCGGACCGAUUUUUCUGACUUUAUGAAUAAUUUUGAAGGAGAAUUCUGUUUAAGUAGACUAACUAGAAUUAAUUAGUUGUUCUAGAAUUGAGCGUAUGACUGACUUUUGUAAUCCUUUAUAUAGCCAGUCAGAGUAAUUCUAGUUGAUAUUUAUAAGUUGUGAUAUUCUACUAGGUACAAAGUAAUCGUUCUAAACACAUACAUUUCUAGUAUGUUGGUUUUGUAAAGUUAAACAUAUACACCAUUGGAUUUCGACUCGGUGGUUUGAGAGCUAAGCGUUCACAUGCGAGACUGAAGGUCCUGCGCUUAAUCCACGAUGUGGUCGUGGGUGCACUUUCCUAAAGAGUCCCAUGCUAGGACGAAACGGCUGUUUAGUGCUUUUCAGUUUUAAGUGGUGAUCUAACGUAUAUUUCUGUCAAUAAUGGAACAACAAAAGACGUGUGAAAAUCAUAUUUAAAUUAUCUCAGCAAAUGUUCAUAUACGUUAUGGAACUAUAAAAUUCUGUAUCCAACUAAUGUCCCUUAGUUAAUCCAUCCACUUUUCAAUCACUGUGUUCGAAAUCCUCCUGGACUUGUAUUUAUAAACUUCAUAUAACAGACAUACAUAGCUCAGAUCCUAAUAUAUAAAUAUACAUCUGAGUACUAGGUUAUAAUGCAGAUAAUCAGUAGUAGAGUCAUAUACUUGUUAAUGCACAUCUAUGCAUAUAAUCAUAUUGCCUUUUUAAAAAGAAAAUAAACAAACAGUGUUACGGACCGAUUGGAACUUGGAUUAUUCUUAUUAACAUUUGGUUUAUCUGGAAAUUUCGAUGUUAAGCAUAAUUCAGGUUAACUUAAGCCUAAUUCAUUUUAUACAAUUAUCGAAUAAAAUUGUUACUUGGUAUAGAAUAGAUGGGAUGUGGCUAGCAUUGGAAUCCAAGACGCGGAGACUGACAAGUGGUUAUAGAUGCCUGGAAGCUGAAAUUCAAAUUUAUUUAUAGUAUGAAUUCAAUCAUUCAAUGGUGACGAAUAUGUAAAGGCCCAUAGCCAAUUCAAUUUUUUCAACAUAUGGUUUUCACUUCCGGAUCCCCAAAACUAUGUCAUCAAAAUCAGAAAAUGAUCCAAGUUUGACAACCAUUAAAAACCUGGAACCUCUUUAUAACAGUGUAGUUCUAGCAUGGGACUCAUCAGUAGUGCACACCGCUACUCUGAAACCGGAAGUCGAACCUACGGUCUUACGCACGAACGCCUAACCUGUAGACCAAUGAACUGGAAUAUAAUAAUGUACAAGUCUAAGUUCGAUCAAUCGGUUCGUGUUCUCAUUGAAAUUCAAUACUCUCCAUAAUUCUUUACUGAAAGUGACACAUUAUUGUAGACUUUCUAUAAAACGAUGAUAAAUCAUGUCAUAUUGAUUUGUUAACGUUUUUCGCAAUUAUUCUACUCUUCGAAUUUUCAGAACAGG